UCUGUGGUUGCCGGCCUUAUCUUGACUGACGUUCCGGUCGCAAACCCCAAUGUGAAACGCCAUGGAGGACGCCGCACGGUGCGGCGCGCGGCGGGAGGGGUUCGCGGUGUGCGCGCACUCGCGCAGUCCAGUUCCAGUCCGCAACGCCGAUCCGUGAGUUCGACGCGCGCAUCGCCUGUCUAAAAUAAAAAUGGCAGUUUGGAGCACAGAAGCCGUCAUAGGAUUCAUCCGCAUAUUCCGACAAAAUACAAGUCUGUGGAAAGUUAAAAGCAAAGAAUAUUCUAAUCGCCAUAUCAAAAACAUGGCGUAUGAUGAGUUAGUGAAUUAUUGCAAGCAAAUUGGAUUCGCUUCAGCAAAUCGGGAUUUUGUUACAAAGAAGAUUCAAAACUUGAGGGGUGCCUUCCGGAAAGAACUUAAAAAAUUAACAGAAGCGCGGAAAACUGGAGGCUCGGAACUAGUGGUAAAACCGAGUCUUUGGUACUUUGACCUUCUUUACUUUACUAAGGAUCAAGAGGAUGAUAAUAAGGAGGAGGAAGCCGAGCCGCCAGAACGGUCUGACAAGUCAUUACAGCGGCAUUUGAGCAUCGCAUCACCGACACCGAUUGCUGAGAUCUCCUCGUUGCCGAUUCGCGAUGACACGGCAGAGGAAAGUAAUGAAAAACCUCGAAAAGUAUUAAAGCGAAAAGCAUUUGUCACCGAUACUCAAAUAAAACUCAUGAAAGUGUGCACGGAGGCAUUAAAAAGGAAAGAAAUUACAGAGUUCGAAGGCAUUGGUAUUUCAGUUGCGAAAAAGUUGGAAAAAAUGAAUAGCCUCCAGGCUUUGUAUGCUGAAAGCUUGAUACAUUCUGUUUUAAGGAAAGGUUUACUGAAUCGUCUCACCGAAGAAACGGACAUUUGUGAUAAACAAUGCAAUAGAAACGUUCAGUUUUCGAGGCCAUCACCAUCAACAUCAUCAGAUCACCCUAACUAUUACGUAAUUCAAAACGAAGAUACUGGAACAGCACACACGGACCCACUUAUUACUAAUUUGAUUGGCGACUCUUUUGUUAAAGUCGAACAGGACUAAAUGACGACGUACGAAAGCACUUGACUUUACUACUUUGAUAUUGAAGAAUUUGGAAGUUGAAUUGUAAGCAUACACCAUGGCCGCAUGUAAUGAUAAAAUCAACAAAUAAAUAAAAACUAACCAU
Molecule: messenger RNA, 1190 nt
Organism: Leguminivora glycinivorella
Lineage: Eukaryota; Metazoa; Arthropoda; Insecta; Lepidoptera; Tortricidae
Exons: 2
Coding region: 191-1066 (291 amino acids)
Source: RefSeq, a predicted model, not a curated record